UUUGACAGCUGAAGUCCGUUCUAUUUGUAAACGGACAGCGAUAAUAAUAUUUUAUGAAGUCAAUCGUAAAAAAAACUGAAUGCGAAUGAAUAAAUUUAAGAAAAAAAAUGUGUUUUGUAAUUGAUCAAUGUAUUUUGUGCACAAAAACCGAUUGUGAAAUAAUUCGUGUGUUUAGUAAUCGUGGACGACAGCUGAAAAUUGCCGAAACAUUGUCUGAUCACUUCUGGUUUCGGGUGGAGGACUUUAACGAUCAACCGAAUGGAAUAUGUUUGGAAUGUUGGGACAAAGUCCUGACAUUUGAUCAAUUCUAUAAAUCAGUUCAAAUGGCCCAUUUAUAUCUGUUGAACUCAAAAUACAAAGACGAUGAAAUCGAAAAGGUGUCCGUGAAAAGUGAACAUGACACUUCGGAAGAUUUUUUAUCAAUGGAAGACAUAACAGCCUGUGAUAGUACAUCCGACCAAGACGAUGAAUAUAUCGAAGAUAAAAGUGUGAAAGUCAAGUCACCAAACAAAACAACAAAAGAUCGAAAAAGCGCCACAAUACAAACCAAAAAAGGACCACCGAUUUUCGAAGAAAAACACUAUUCACCGCAAGAGUUGGAAAUGGAAUCAAAAAUUGCCGACUAUUUUCAGAUGAACUGUGAUUUAUGUAUGCAUCAUUUUGAAUCGUGGAACGAUACUCGAACUCAUUACUUGGAUAAACACAAUAUUUUGAAGCCGUUCUUGAGAUGUUGCAAUCGAAAAUUCUUUUUAAGAAGUCGAAUCAUCGAGCACAUAACAUGGCAUGCCGACCCAAGCGCAUUCAAUUGUACAAAAUGUCCGAAGAAAUUCCAUGAAAAGAGAACAUUAACCGCACACGCUUUACGUCAUUUGGAAGAUGAGAAACGAAGCUUCGAGUGUCACCAGUGUCAUAAACGAUUUUCGCGGCAACACAUUUUGAAUCGUCAUUUGAGCGACGUGCAUCCGAUUGGUGAUCAAAAAUUCAUAUGCAACAUUUGUGAAAAGAACUUCAAAUCCGAGCACAUACUAAAAAUGCAUAUUCUCAAAGUACACGAACGGAUUGACCAACGAAUAUGUGAUGUAUGCGCAAAAGUAUUUAAAACAAAAGAAGGAUUUCAAGAUCAUAUGAAAACACAACACAUGGGAAUCGAAGAGCCGCGAGUACAAUGUACCCAUUGCGGUGCUUGGCUCAAAAAUCGCGGAACAUUAAACAAACACAUGAAAAUUCACACGGAUUCGCCACAAGUGUGUGAUAUUUGCCAUAAACUGAAACCAACACGAACAGCUCUCAAUCAUCACAAGCGACUCGUUCACGGCGACGCAUCAUUCCAUUGCACCAUUUGCAAAAAGACAUUCAAACGACAACUUUCUUUAACGGAACAUAUUGCAUCUCAUACUGGUGAAAAUCUGUACACAUGUCAUUAUUGUCCGAAAAUGUUCAAAUCUAAUUCAAAUAUGCACAAACAUCGGAAACAAGUUCAUUUCGACAAAUGGACAGCUGAUAGAGAAUCAAAGAAGAUUGCACUAUUUACAAAUCCAUAGAUUGUUAUUUUCGUUUUAUUGUCUGUUUAUUUAUUGGAUUUUUCGGAAGCAACACAAACAGAUAUGCUGCCGUUUAAAAAUCUGACUGCAAUGUGGACAGAAUUUUUUCUUAUUAAAAACAGCUUGAGAGCAUUUUAAAUGUCAUUAAA
Messenger RNA from Contarinia nasturtii (swede midge), 1690 nucleotides. RefSeq names its product transcription factor grauzone-like. The coding region runs from base 108 to 1541 and encodes 477 amino acids. The record is from RefSeq and is a predicted model, not a curated record. The transcript has 6 exons. Gene Ontology annotation, biological process: regulation of transcription by RNA polymerase II. Gene Ontology annotation, molecular function: zinc ion binding; RNA polymerase II cis-regulatory region sequence-specific DNA binding; DNA-binding transcription factor activity. Gene Ontology annotation, cellular component: nucleus. NCBI's taxonomy places the organism in Eukaryota, Metazoa, Arthropoda, Insecta, Diptera, Cecidomyiidae.